CUACGCUUUUGACCAUGUCGUUGAAUUGGCAAUUCCUUGCUACAAGUCUCUAUAUAACAUCGUGUCCAAGUCCAUUCCCUUUCACCACUAACUAAUCAAUUCUUGGUUAGCAGGCAGGCACCAAAGAUACAAAGACGGUCAUAAAAACACGCUUAGAUUUAUUUAUGAAAUAUUGGUAAGGCAAGACCCUAUAUUUGUAUUUAUAUUUGAAUUACCUUUAGUGGCCGUCCGGGAUACUCCAUAUUCCAGAUACGUCCAAGAACUGAAAAUACUUAAACCCCGACCCACCCCUUUUUAAAUACAGCUCUCCCCACAAUAGAAGCCAUGUGCCAGUUAUCAUCAUCAUCUUUGCGUGAGGGCGAGGCAAAGGCAAAGGCAAAGGCAAACAUGUCGGGUCUUUUGAUUCCCGUAAGCCCAACAUUGGAACAUGAAAAGCCCCAUAAAAGCAGUUUUUCCCUGGCUCUCCACGAAGCCAAAUGCAUAGCCAACAUAGCACUCCCCAUGGUCUUAACCGGUCUGUUACUCUACUCUCGUUCAAUCAUCUCCAUGCUCUUCCUCGGCCGCGUGGGUGAGCUCGCCUUAGCGGGUGGCUCUCUAGCCAUUGGAUUCGCGAACAUCACCGGUUACUCCCUUCUAUCGGGCCUGGCCAUGGGGAUGGAGCCCAUUUGCGGGCAGGCCUUCGGGGCCAAACGCUUCAAACUGUUGGGCCUGGCCAUGCAGAGGACGGUGGUUCUGCUCCUUCUAACUUCACUUUUCAUUUCAUUCCUGUGGCUCAACAUGAAGAAAAUAUUACUCGUGUGUGGCCAACAAGAGGACAUUGCCACCGAAGCUCAAUCUUUUAUUCUUUAUUCUCUCCCGGAUCUCGUGGCGCAAUCACUGCUACACCCUCUGCGAAUCUACCUGCGGACUCAAUCCAUUACCCUGCCUCUCACCUACACUGCGUCUCUCUCUAUUCUCCUCCACGUCCCCAUCAACUACCUCCUCGUCUCUGUUAUGAAACUCGGAAUCAAAGGCAUUGCCUUGGGCGCUGUUUGGACGAAUUUCAACCUCGUGGUUUCGUUGAUUCUCUACAUAUGGGUCUCCGGGGUGUAUAAGAAGACAUGGAGCGGUGUGUCGUUGAAGGGUAUAUUGAGGGGCUGGAAGGGGCUCUUGAAUUUGGCGAUUCCGAGUUGCAUUUCCGUUUGCCUGGAAUGGUGGUGGUACGAAAUCAUGAUAUUGUUGUGCGGCUUGUUGAUUAAUCCCCAAGCAACGGUGGCGUCCAUGGGGGUUCUCAUUCAAACCACUGCCUUGAUAUACAUUUUCCCGUCUUCGUUGAGCUUCGGGGUUUCGACACGUGUCGGAAACGAACUCGGCGCGGGGAAUCCCAAGAAGGCCAAAGUGGCGGCACUGGUGGGGCUGUGUUUCAGUUACGUCUUGGGAUUCUCAGCUUUGUUUUUUGCCAUUUCGGUAAGGCACGUGUGGGCGUCCAUGUUCACACGUGACAAGGAGAUCAUUGUUUUGACGUCGGUGGUGUUGCCCAUCAUUGGGCUCUGCGAGCUUGGGAAUUGCCCGCAAACGACGGUUUGCGGGGUUCUGAGGGGAACCGCCAGGCCCAAGUUGGGAGCGAAUAUUAAUUUGGGGUGCUUUUACCUCGUGGGCAUGCCCAUUGCCGUCUGGUUGGGUUUCUUUGCGGGUUUUGACUUCAAAGGCUUGUGGCUCGGUUUGUUGGCGGCUCAAGCCUCUUGUAUGGUUACCAUGUUGUUCGUGUUGGCUCGCACCAAUUGGGAGGGUCAGGUCCAACGAGCCAAGGAACUCACUUCCUCUGAUUCCAGUGAUGAUGAAGAAGAAGAUGAAGAAGAUGAGGAUGAGGAUGAGAAAUGCGCCUUCAGUUCAUGCGCUGAUUCCAUGGUUUGAUUCAUCUUCAGAUUCUUUUAUGUUUUGCAUUCAAAAUUUAUAACAUGGAUUCAUUCUUUCUACUAAUUCUAAUUGUACAUUCCGGAUAAGAGGCAGAGCAUAAAUGCAUUCAUUUUUCCGUUCAAAGGAAUGCGUUUUGUUUCUGUUUGCAUUAAUUACAUAGACAUGCCAUUUCUAAAGCACCCGGUUGUUACAUAAGAAUAGACGUAUGAAAAUCGUGGAAGAAAGGCUCAAAAUAAUAAUAAUGAUUCUAAGGUGAUUGGGAUUGAGAAUAUGCCAAAAACAAAAAACAAGGGAAAAAAUAAAAGGCGUGGACACUGUCUGCGGAUAAGAUGGUUGGUGGCCACUGGGAUUGCGCGUUUUAAUUAGUCGUGGACUUGUGUCGGUUGGUUGAAGACGAAAUUAAAAUUGCUAAGUCGCACUUCGAUUACUCUGCUGCCUCCUUCAGGUGACUUCAUAAAAGUUAAAAAAGGAUUCCACACCUAAAAUUUUAGAAUGUUCCUUGCUUGAUAUCAACCCAAGCACCCUCCACGAUGUUUCUUAUCUUAUGCUUCAGAGGGGGAAGAAAUUGAAAGGAAUGUGAGAAUUGAUUAGAUAAAAUUAGAGUGGAAUAGAUUCUAAUUUACAAUUGAUUUUAAAUUAAAUGAGAAAAUUAAUAUUUUAUAUAAUUAUUUUUUUAUUAAAUAAAUGUAAUAAUUAUUAUUAAAUAAUUUAUUAUUUAACUUUAAAUUAUAUCAUUUGAAAUUAACUAAUUUUUUAUUUAAAUUAUAUAUCUAAAAAAUUAAUUAUGGAAAGGGGUCGAAUAAUACCGACAGUGGAAGAACUUGAUAAAAAAAUUUGGAGGGACUAAAAUAGUUUUUUAAUAUAAUUUUUAUAUGUGAUUUUCAAUUAUAUUGAUAACAAGAAACUUUCAUGUAUAUAAAUUAAUAUUUUUGCAAUUAGAUUGAUGUGGUUUAAUUAUUUAUUUUAUAUUCAUAUAUAAAUUAAUUUUAAAAAAUAAAUGGGUUGGAAUUAAUCCUCUAAGGCGCAUAUUCAUAUAUUAGGGUUGUAGAGAAAGCAGGUGGAGGAAUGAAUGAAUUAGUUACGUAGGUUGUUUGGAAAGAAAAGAAGGAGAAGCAGUGUGUCGCUAACGCUGACGCUUGUUGCAAUUUGGGCAACAUGAUACAAGGUGGUACGAGUAGGAGUAUGUGAGGGGCAAUGGUUCACUAAAAAAUCAGGGAUAGUGCCAGACACCUGUAACGAGUGAGAUAGAUGUUACGUUUAUUUUGUUUAAUCAUCAUUUUCAUAUUAGGUUCAAGACAGUGAUCCUCCUCGCCGGCUUGGUCAACCUGCGUGUAUAUAUUUAUAUUCCAUUUAAAAAUAUAAUUAAUAUGCAAGUAUCCCUACACUGAGAUUUGAAGAAAACAAGAAGAAAUUAAAGUGUCUAUCGUUACUACAAGACAACGAUAAGAUAAUUACAACGUGAUUUUUGUGGGCGGGUGAGAAUCAUCCGAUAAAUUAUUCACAUAUAUGCGUCAAAGCAAUGAACACAGUUGGAAUUUUGAACAGAGAGAUCAUGAAGAAUAAUCUGGCUAAAUAAAACAUAGGGACGGCUAUCGCUACCAUAGUACCAUGUUUAAUUAGUGUUUUGUGUGAGUCCCACAUAUACGUUCACUUCGUCUUAGUAAUUGUUCUUAUCCCAAUUGUAUUAUUAUUAGGAUUUACAUUAUUUAUAAUAUUUUCUUUAUUAUAUCA
Molecule: messenger RNA, 3627 nt
Organism: Cajanus cajan (pigeon pea)
Lineage: Eukaryota; Viridiplantae; Streptophyta; Magnoliopsida; Fabales; Fabaceae
Product: protein DETOXIFICATION 49
Biological process (GO): xenobiotic detoxification by transmembrane export across the plasma membrane
Cellular component (GO): membrane
Molecular function (GO): xenobiotic transmembrane transporter activity; antiporter activity
Source: RefSeq, a predicted model, not a curated record